CAUCACCCUGGUGGACAGCGGCCGGGUGGCCUUCUCCAACCCCGUACGGCAGUCGCUGUACGACUUCCAGGACUGCCUGGGCGGCGGGCGGCCCAAGGCGGAGGCGGCUGCGGAGGCGCUGCGCCGCAUCUUCCCCUCCGCCGUCACCCGCGGAGUGGAGCUGGCCAUACCCAUGCCCGGCCACCCGCCUGCGGGGCCUGCGGAGGAGGAGGCCAUGAAGCAGGCCACCCAGCAGCUGGAGCAGCUGGUCUCCUCCCACGACGCGCUCUUCCUGCUCACCGACACCCGCGAGUCCCGCUGGCUGCCCGCGCUGCUGGCGGCGGUGUACGGCAAGAUAGCCAUCACCGCAGCAGUCGGCUUCGACUCCUUCCUCGUCAUGCGGCAUGGAGCGCCGCCGGGCCUUUCCAACGCCCCCCAUCCUCCUCCUCCUUCUCCUGCAGUCCCCGCUUCCACCUCCAAACCUUGCUGCAACCCCUCCGGCGGCGGCGGCGACAACGGCAAGGACAGCACCUCACAGGCGAGUGCCGCGGGUCGGCGGCUGGGUUGCUACUUCUGCAACGACGUGUUCGCCCCCGCCAACAGCACUCGCGACCGCUCGCUGGACCAGCAGUGCACCGUGGCGCGACCCGGGCUGGCGCCGCUUGCGGGGGCGCUGGCGGCGGAGCUGCUGGCGGCGGUACGGCAGCAGCCGUCGGGGGUGUGCGCGCCGCCGCCCAGCGUGCACUUGCAGCUGGCGGAGGGGCAGCAGGGGGAGAGGAUGCCGCCGCUGGGCCCGGCGCCGCACAUGGUUCGUGGGCAGCUGGCGUUGUUCAGUCAGGUGGUGAUGGAGGGCUGGGCGUUUGCGCAGUGUACGGCAUGCAGCUCGGCGGUGGUUGAGGCGUACAGGUGUGGUGGUUGGGAGUUGGUGGCGGCGGCGCUGCGGGAGCCGGGCUACCUGGAGCGGCUGACGGGGCUGGCGGCGCUGCAUGAGGCGGCGGCGGCGGCGGUGGCGGGGAUGGAUGAUGAUGAUGAUGAGGAGGAGGAGGAGGAGGAGGAGGAGGGGAAGGAGGAGGGGAAGCAGAGGGAGGGAGGUGAGAAGAAGGAAGGGGAGGAGGCGGGCGGUGAGGAAGGUGGAGAGGAUAGGGAGGAGGAGGAUUGGACGGAGCUGUAGGGUUGAAGGGGUCGCGGAUCAGGGCUUGCAGGGUUUGGAGGAUUUUAGGGUAGGAACUGCUGCGGCUUGGCUGAACGGGAGGGAGAGGAAUAGGAGGAAACGUGUAAGGAGGAAUGCUUAAAGUUGAGCGGGUGUGGGAUAUCAAGGAAUGCUUGUGCUGGGGCUGGGGUCACGGGUUAUGGGUAGCACGGGCCUCAUUACUGUACUACGCAAGUAUGGAUUGGUUGGGGUGUACGGCAAUGUGCAUAGGCGCUCUUCAUGCGGAUGCAUGCAACAUUUGAUGCAUCGCUUUUCUACAUUACUAAGCACGUGUUGGCUGACCCUGCGGCUAUUCGUACGCAGGUUGCGUGGUACGGGGGGCGGCACGACAUACCGGUUACAGCUGGAUGUGACGUUUGUCAAUCCUGACGGAUGACAUGCCGUCGAAUGGGAAUUACAACCAGUGUCUGCUGCCUAACACAGCGCUGUUAGGUGGCGGCUUUUACUCCCGGUUAUCGUUUGUAAUACACGCC
This is a messenger RNA of Astrephomene gubernaculifera, 1662 nucleotides long. Lineage: Eukaryota; Viridiplantae; Chlorophyta; Chlorophyceae; Chlamydomonadales; Astrephomenaceae. The record is from the annotation of a GenBank genome assembly.